CGGGUGGGGCCUGUCAGGCAAGGACAGGAACUGUCUUCAACGUUUUCUGAGAGCCAGAGGAACCACAGGAUAAGAGACUAUCUCCUCCCCCACACUCAACCGAGGUGACCCAGCACCGAAAAACCGGAUGCCCAGAGAACACUGUCCUGUGACUUCAUUCUCCUCUCGCGAGGCCACACUGUUGAGUCACCUGGGCCGACCGUUGGGACCCCUCCUCGCCUUCUACCCCUUUCCUGCGUCUCUCAGGCCCUCGAGACCAGCCCCUGCCUGCCUGCUCAGACCUGCGCAGCAUGCGGCCCGCGGGCCUCGAGUGUCCCCACAUGCUCGGCCAGAGGCCUCUGCUGCAUCUACUGUUCCUGCUGUCGCUGCUGCGGCAGCAGACAGUAACCUGCGCCCAGACCACGCUGGGCACCCCCAGCGCCCCAACGGUGCUGGACACCCCUAGCACCCCACCCACACCUGGCACUCCCAGUGCCCCGACUAGGCCAGGAGCCCCUAGCGACUCUACUGCGACAGGCACCCUUAGUGCCCCGACCACGCCGGGAACCCCUAACACUCAGAAUCUGCAGGAUCGUGCUCGGACCUUGAUGCGAGACUUCCCACUGGUGGACGGCCACAACGACAUGCCCCUGGUCCUGAGGCAGUUUUACCACAACCAGCUACAGGAUGUUAACCUGCACAAUUUCAGCCAUGGCCAGACCAGCCUGGACAGGCUUAGAGAUGGUCUCGUGGGUGCACAGUUCUGGUCAGCCUACGUCCCAUGCCAGACACAGGAACGGGAUGCCCUGCGCCUCACCCUGGAGCAGAUUGACCUCAUCCACCGUAUGUGUGCCUCCUAUCCUGAACUGGAGCUUGUGACCUCAGUGAAAGCUCUGAACAGUACCCGGAAGUUGGCUUGCCUCAUUGGUGUGGAGGGCGGCCACUCACUGGACAAUAGCCUCUCCAUCUUGCGUACCUUCUAUGUGCUGGGUGUGCGAUACUUGACGCUCACCCACACCUGCAACACACCCUGGGCAGAGAGCUCAGCUAAGGGCAUCCACCACUUCUACAACAAUGUCAGCGGGCUGACCAGUUUUGGUGAGAAGGUGGUGAUGGAAAUGAACCGCCUGGGCAUGAUGGUAGACUUGUCCCAUGUCUCAGACGCCGUGGCACGACGGGCCCUGGAAGUGUCACAGGCACCUGUGAUCUUCUCCCACUCAGCUGCCCGGCAGGUGUGCGACAAUGCACGGAAUGUUCCUGAUGAUAUCCUGCAGCUUCUGAAGAAGAAUGGUGGCAUCGUGAUGGUGUCCUUGUCUGUGGGGGUGCUGCAGUGCAACCCGUUAGCCAACGUGUCCACUGUGGCAGAUCACUUCGACCACAUCAGGACAGUCAUUGGGUCCAAGUCCAUCGGUGUUGGCGGAGAUUAUGAUGGGACCAGCCGUUUCCCUCAGGGGCUGGAAGACGUGUCCACAUACCCAGUACUGAUAGAGGAGUUGCUGAGACGGGGCUGGAGUGAGGAGGAGCUCCAGGGCGUCCUUCGAGGAAACCUGUUGAGGGUCUUCACACGAGUGGAACAGGUGCGGGAGGAAAAGAAGGGGCAGAGGCCCUUAGAGGAUGAAUUCCCGGCUGAGCAGCUGGACAGCCCUUGCCGCUCCGUCCUCCCAAGGCCACCUCAGAGACAGAAAGAGAUGGCUCCAGACCAGAAAGUAACCGAGACUCAAAUGCAUUGGAUGCCCGACUUGUCACCUAAGAAGUCGUUCUCAAAUUCAUCCCCCAACAUGCUCCCAAGCCUCACAAUUAUUGCCGCCUUCCCAGUCAUCAUUCUGUGGCUCUGAUGACCCAGUUAAUCCUGUCAGAUGUCACUUGGGUAGCUGUGGACACCUCACAAAGUUCCCCCUUCGUGCAGGCACAAGUAUUUCCUGAAAAUAAAUAUUUUAGACUGGAACCAGGCGCGA
This is a messenger RNA of Artibeus jamaicensis (Jamaican fruit-eating bat), 1934 nucleotides long. Its product is annotated as dipeptidase 2-like. Bases 291 to 1814 code for a protein of 507 amino acids. Lineage: Eukaryota; Metazoa; Chordata; Mammalia; Chiroptera; Phyllostomidae. Gene Ontology annotation, molecular function: metallodipeptidase activity. The record is from RefSeq and is a predicted model, not a curated record. Gene Ontology annotation, biological process: proteolysis. The transcript has 12 exons.